GGGGAUUCCCCUGACCCAAAACCCCCCCCCCCUUAAUGUUAAACUGAAACACGCAGACUUCGGGUGAAAAAAGGAAAGAAAAAAAAAAAAAGAAAAAAAACCACAAGCCUUUAUUUUCAAGCGGCCGAGAGCUAAAAAUGACGCUAAAACACAGAGUAACGGAGCCCUGAGUUGCAGAUUAACGCUGUUUGUGGACGAAAUGCAAUUUUGAUCAUAAUAAUAUUAAUACCAGCUUCGGGAAAAGUCGAAACAACGCAGCACGCCUUAAAAGGGAAAGAGACUCGACUCGUUGUGUGUGUUGUGUUUUUUUUUAAAAUGGCUAGCUUGCAUCAGGUCGGGGACGGAACCAGCGGUCCCAAUGCUGAAAUCCGGUUCUGCAAAGAUCCCGAGCCCGGUUCGACCGAGGACUGGUGCGACAGCGGGCUGGGUUUCUUCAGCGGAACCGAGCUGAGCAUCGCGGAUGACAUCGAGACGGACUCGACCUGCUGUUAUUUUACCGUAGCCCCGCCGCUAACAUACACCGCUGCUGCAGAACACGAGAUUUGGGGUCCCCAACAUUUCGGGGCCCCGGGAGACGGCGGCGAGUCGUGCCUGCCUGUCUGGGGCUCCGGAGAGCGGCUGGACUCGGCGGUCGGGGAUUCAAUUACGGAGGAAACCGCCGCGGAGAUGGGCGGAAUCACCGACGGUAUCGUGGCCAUCGACCUGCGCGACACCGCUAAUAAUAACAAUAAUACUAAUAAUAUCAUGCAUCUCGCUUCAAACGACCCUGACAGCAAUAAUACCGCCGCCCAGCCGCCGCAGGAGCAGCGCUGCGGAAACCUCCAGCAAGUACGAGAAAUGCUCAAGACGCUGGCUUUCAUUUCAGAAGACGGAGACACGGCUCUGCACCUUGCUCUGAUUCAUGAGCACACAGUUUUCCUGGACUAUGUCCUGGGUUUCCUGUCCAAGAAUGAGUUUGACUCUCAGUACCUGGACAUUCAGAAUGACCUGAGACAGACUGCCCUGCACAUUGCAGUGAUUGUGAAUCAGCCGGAUUCAGUUCGGAAGCUGCUCCUGGCCGGAGCGAGUCCGGAUAUUCAGGAGCGGGAAGGGAACACGGCGCUCCACAUCGCCUGCCGGGAGUCCAGGCUGGAGUGUGUGAAAGAGCUGACCACACCCCCACUGGGGCGCGCACAGCUCGACAUCCGCAGCUACACAGGCUUCUCCGCGCUGCAUGUGGCCGUGCAGAAGAAGGACGUGGAGAUUGUGAAGCUGCUGCUCGACGCCGGAGCCGACAUCACAGGGAGGGACCUGAGCUGUGGUCGCUCUGCUCUGCACCUGGCUGUUGAGGGGCAGAGCGCUGACCUCACAGAGCUGCUGUUGCGCCGGGGCGCCCCCCCAAACCCUGUGACCUACGCGGGACACACCCCACUCUACAGCGCCCUCUACCGGCCCAGCGAGGAAGUGCGCAGGCUGCUGAGAGAACACGGGGCACAGGAGCUGGGACCAGAGCUGGACUGGGAAGAGGAGGAGGAGGAGGAGGAGGAAGAGGAAGAGGAGGAGUUUGAUGACCUUGUUAUUAAUGGACACCCCGUCCUGUAACUGCGGACGGUCACUAUGGAAACAAGCCCACUAAUCUCCAGACUGCCAUCGUAAUCUGCCGCCAUCAUCCACUUUCUAAGGGGGGGCGUUUUUCCUUAACACCAGUCAUAAAAACCUGGGAUGGGGGUGUCAGUGUGUUGUUGAGGAAACUGAGUCUCAAUUGAAACCCUGACAGGAUCCGGUUUCACAAAGCACUGCCAGCACUUAGCUGGCAAGCAAUCUUAUUUAAUAAUAAUAAUAAUAAUAAUGAUAAUAUCUUUAUUUUCUAUAUAGAGCCUUUCACAGUGGACCACCAUCACAAAGCACCAGGCUGUGAACUGUGCAUUAUAUGCAGAGCCACUUCCAAUAGGAGAUUGAUUUCACAUCUCACCCGAAAGACAGAGCACAAGGAGGUGAAGUGACUUGCUCAGGGUCACACAGUGAGUCAGUGGCUGAGGUGGGAUUUGAACCGGGGACCUCCUGAUUACAAGCCCUGGACUUUAACCACUGGACCACGCAGCCUAUUUCAGGUUUCAGGAUUCAAUCGACAAAGUUUAGUAGAAAUCCACUCAGCGAGUCUUUAUGAUAGUAAAGGAUAAAUGUGUUAUUUUUUUCAGUCAUCUUUUUUUUUUUUGUAAUGGAAGUGAAUGGGAUUUUGCAGACCUGCUAUCUGGUACUGCUUUGUGAAACCAGCCCAGCUGCGUGGGAAGCAGGACUGGCUGCCGUUGAUGUUUGAUAUUUGAUGUUUGAUGUUUUGAUCAUAAUGUUACUUCAUCCCGGAGAUUAAUGAGCUUGUGCUUAAAGCUAAGCGAACACGAAGCCUCUCUCUCAGAAACAGCGGCUUGAAACCUGGUCUCAGGAGACCAGCGGGAGGCCUAGUUUGAGGUUUGCUGUAUCAAACCCCAAGUCUCCCUGCCUGGUGUGCAGCGCAGUAGCCUGAAACCUACAGUCUCCUGAAACCAAGCUCCAAGCCGCACAGGGGCUUCGUGUUCCCUCAUCUUUAUUGACCUUGGUGUAUAUAUAUAUAUAUACUGUAUGUCCAUACCAACCCUGUCUUGUAACUAAUGUAAGAAUUACAGUACCUUUCGCUUGCUGUGUGUUGAAGCUGCAUCAUUAUUGUAUACUGUAUUGAACUCGUCCUUUUUCUAAAUCUGACUGCUUUGUACGGCUUUGAGCUGCUUGGAGCUUGUUGCCUAGACACACUAGGGGCUCAUCAAGCUGGUAGGAAAACCUGGACUGGGUGACACAGCUGUGCAACAGGAGUCUUAUUCCCAUCCUUGCAAUGUAAUUCCAGUCCAGUCUAACUGCAGUUACAAUGUAAUUCCAGUCCAGUCGAACUGCAGUUACAAUGUAAUUCCAGUCCAGUCGAACUGCAGUUACAAUGUAAUUCCAGUCCAGUCGAUGCUGAAUCACUGGGAUCCUUUAAGACCCGACUUGACAAAAUUCUGAGAUCAAUCAGCUGCUCGGAACCGGGCGAGCUCUGACGGGCUGAACGGACUCCAUGGGAAAGUUAGAAUCCAGAUGAAGGUGACUGGGAGAGGUGGGAUCUUGAAGCGCAGUGGUUGAGGAGUGUGACACGGUGUGGGAGUGUAACGUGCCGAGGGUGAAGUGAAGGUGAGAGAUCUUGGCUUGAGGAAUUUGCGAUUCCCAAUGGCAACGGUGUUCUGGGGCGAGUUGUUGGGUCGAGUGGUUCUGAUCGUUGUUUUUAAUUUCGUGCAGUCCAGUAAACGGGGUCAGAAUCUUAAAAAUCGGGCCCCGGAAAAAAGUUUUUUAAAACACUAUUUCUUUAUACACCUAUUAUUAUUAUUAGUAGUAGUAGUAGUAGUAGUAGUAUUUGUUUAUUUAGCAGACGCCUUUAUCCAAGGCGACUUACAGAGUCUAGGGUGUGUGAACUAUGCAUCAGCUGCAGAGUCGCUUACAACUACGUCUCACCCAAAAGACGGAGCACAAGGAGGUUAAGUGACUUGCUCAGGGUCACACAAUGAGUCAGUGGCUGAACUGGGAUUGAACUGGGAACCUCCUGGUAGCAAGCCCUUUUCUUUAACCGCUGGACCCCCAAGCCUCCUUAUUUUUCAAUCCUUUUUAAAAUCAGUUCCCAAUUUUUAGUUCUUCAGGGGACUUGGAAAUUGGAGAUAUUUUAAGCGACACAAGUAAUUCAAAUAAACGGUUAGAAAAUGCUCCAAAUAAAACGACACAGUAGGCACAGAACGGGUCAAAACUAGAAACAAAGCUAAACUAAUGCAAUUAGAAUUCUGCUUCAUCUUAAAAUCAUAUUUAAAUAAACAACAAAACCCGUUUUUUUUGGGUUGAGCUUUUUUUUGUCAUUGUAAUUAUUUUAGAGCAAUACAAAUGCCUGGCACUCUUGGGACGGAUCUUAGCGAAUGGAGGAUGUAGGUUUGAGAUGAGAAUCCUGUCACUGAAGUGCUGAUGGAAGCAACAGGCUGCGCUUUGAUUACAGAGUGGAGUGUGAGCUGUGAGCAUGGUAAUGAGUCCCGGUCUUCAUUACAGGUUGAAAAAAAACCCAGAACAAUAAAAUCAUGUUGCCGCACUUU
This is a messenger RNA of Acipenser ruthenus (sterlet), 4112 nucleotides long. RefSeq names its product nuclear factor of kappa light polypeptide gene enhancer in B-cells inhibitor, beta (gene nfkbib). Gene Ontology annotation, biological process: cellular response to lipopolysaccharide; signal transduction. The record is from RefSeq and is a predicted model, not a curated record. The coding region runs from base 316 to 1581 and encodes 421 amino acids. The transcript is spliced from 6 exons. Lineage: Eukaryota; Metazoa; Chordata; Actinopteri; Acipenseriformes; Acipenseridae. Gene Ontology annotation, molecular function: protein binding. Gene Ontology annotation, cellular component: cytosol.